Messenger RNA from Diaporthe citri, 3447 nucleotides. RefSeq lists its product as uncharacterized. The record is from RefSeq and is a predicted model, not a curated record. Gene Ontology annotation, cellular component: cytoplasm. Gene Ontology annotation, biological process: signal transduction; actin cytoskeleton organization. NCBI's taxonomy places the organism in Eukaryota, Fungi, Ascomycota, Sordariomycetes, Diaporthales, Diaporthaceae. Bases 1 to 3447 code for a protein of 1148 amino acids. The transcript is spliced from 4 exons.
AUGUUGGGGCCCGACUAUGAAGGCGGCCCCCCUGGCGAUCGCCCUGCACGACACCGAACACCAGAGCGAAGUUUUACAACUGACGAUUCGAGGACCUACUCUCCUUAUCGACCGCCACGGCAGAACGGUGGCCCUCGCGAUGGCCGAAGGCCCUCCCUGUCCCCCUCUGCCGGGGCCGGUGACCGCAGCUGGGACGACGAAGGGGACUCGCGGCAGAGCCAAGAGCGGAACAGGUCAAGAGGUCGGAAUGGACGACAGGCCAGCGGAGGACAGCGCAUCUGCAAAAAGUGUGGCGAGCCCCUGACGGGGCAAUUCGUGCGCGCCCUGGACGGCACUUUCCACCUGGACUGCUUCAAAUGCCGGGAUUGUGGACAGAUCGUGGCCUCCAAAUUCUUCCCGGCAGACGACGAAGACGGUCAGGGGCAAUAUCCGCUUUGCGAAACAGACUACUUCCGACGGCUCGGUCUUCUUUGCUACCAGUGUGGUGGCGCCCUCCGAGGGUCUUAUAUUACGGCACUCGAGCGAAAGUACCACGUCGACCACUUCACGUGCUCACUUUGUUCGACAGUCUUCGGCGCCCAAGACAGCUACUACGAGCAUGAUUCCCAGGUUUACUGCCACUACCACUACUCCACCCAAUUCGCCCAGAAGUGCAAUGGUUGCCACACGGCAAUACUUAAGCAGUUUGUCGAGAUCUUCCGCAACGGGCAAAACCAGCAUUGGCACCCCGAGUGUUACAUGAUUCACAAGUUCUGGAAUGUGCGACUUGCUACUCCCAGCGACGUCGCAGAUGAAGAACCUCCCCCGGAUGAUGAGAAGACGCGCGACAAGGUCCGGGAAGAAGAGGAGAAGAUGGAAGAGAAGGUCUACCGCAUAUGGAGUGUCCUCUCCACCUUCGAGGAAUCCUCUGCCGCCUGCAUAUCCGACAUGUUGCUGCAUGUGAGCAAUGGAGCUUACGUCGACGGUGUGGUUGUCGCAAAGAGGUUCAUUUGGCAUGUCGACAUUCUUUUUAGGUCCGCUGACAGGUUGGAUGAGACCAUGCAGCAGCUUGAAAUGAAACCUCUAUCAUACUCGCGAGAGGCAAAGCUCCUGUGCAAGAAGAUUGUGCAAUUCUUUUCUCUCUUGUCUAAGACGCAAGACAAGAAUGCGCACAAGCUUGGCGUAACCCAGGAAUUACUGUCUCUGGUAACCGGUCUUGCUCAUUAUCUGAAACUUCUCAUCCGCAUCUGCUUGCAAGGCGCUCUUCGGAUUGAAAAGGAUCAGACCAACGUGGAGGGCCUGUACGCCUUUCUCGACGAUCUGAGCGCUCUUGAAACCCUCAAGAACGAGGAUGGAUCCUUGCAAAUCACAGCUGCCAUGUCGCGGCUGGCCGCCAACGAGUCCGACCAGUGUGUUCUUUGCCGAAAACCUGUCGAAGACGAGUGUGCCAAGAAUGGCGACAAGAGGUGGCAUAUUGCUUGCGUGACUUGCACGAGAUGUGGAAAGGAACUUGGCCGGAAUCCCGAGGACGCUCGACUUAAUACCUAUGACCAAAAGAUCUUCUGCAGCGGUUGCGAAUCGUACAGCUCAGACUCGGCACCUCCCUUCGAGCGGAUAACGAAACUGCAGCAGUACGUCUUCCUGCUUCAAGUAGCGCUCGCCCGACUACUGGAUAUACUGAAGAGCACUGGGGCGUUGUCUGCACUGGACGAGGCGUCCGUGAACGAAUAUGAACCAGCGAAUGGAAGUGGACCAGGCGAUGUGCCUCGUCUUCAGUACGAUUCACGGUCCAAGUCAUACGCUGGAGAUCGAGAGCAUCAUCGGGAGUCAUCCUACGAGAACACUUUGAAUGAUGUUCGCCGUUUGAGGAGCACGCGGCUCGAUAAGCACCUGUCGGCGAGCUUUAGAAAAGCGCGAGCGUCUCGUCUCAUGGAUGACCCAGGGGUAGAAGGCGGCGGUAACAUGCAGAGUCAACGUAUUGAGGAGGAUCAAGUUCCCGGCGAGGAGGGUGGCUCUGACCUGAUGUUCGGCCACCAAGAUGCCCUAACUCUGGACGACAUACCUCGUAUCGUUGCCGCGGAGCAAGCCCGGGAGCAACGUCCGGCGUUCAAGCCAGCACGUCAAGAGUUGUUUAGGUCUCCAGCGACUGAGCCAUUCAUUGGUGCCAACCAGAGGUCGAGAUCGGCGGGCCGCGCCGGCGAGCCGGGCUAUGGUGAGCCAUCACCACAGCGAGGUGGUCGGAAAUACUUCUCGGAGUUGUCUCCAAUGGAGUAUUUCAUUGCCCGCCACCUGGCUGUGCUUACCAUGCAUCCCAUGGUGCAAGACGAUUUCACGCUCGAAGAGCUGCUCAACCUCAUCGAAUCCAAGAAACCGGCGACGUUCUGGAACAAGUUUGGAAAGGCAUUCAAGAAUGACUCAAGGAAAGGAGUCAAGAAGAAGGGUGUCUUCGGCGUUCCACUCGAGAUGGUUAUCGAAAGGGAUGGCGCCGAGUCCACUGAUUGCAUCGGAGGAACAACCUUGCGGGUACCCGCCAUUAUUGAUGACCUGAUUUCCACCAUGAGGCAGAUGGACCUUUCCGUGGAGGGUGUCUUCCGGAAGAACGGAAACAUCAAGAAGCUUUCGGAAAUGGUCGAAAAGAUAGACCGCGAGGGCUGUGACAACAUCAACUUGAUGGCCCAGCCCGUCGUCCAGGUCGCGGCUCUGCUAAAGAAAUACCUCCGAGAGAUGCCGGAUCCCUUGAUGACAAACAAACUCUACAGGUUGUGGCUUGUCGCGGCUAAGAUCCAAGACGAUGACAAGAGACGGCAAUGCAUCCAUUUGGUGUGCUGCCUCCUUCCGAAGUGCCACAGGGACUGCUUGGAGGUUCUCCUGUCCUUCCUGAAAUGGGCCGGAAAUUUCCACCAGGUCGAUGACGAAUCAGGAUCCAAGAUGGACGUCAAGAACCUUGCAACCGUCAUUGCACCCAAUAUCCUCUAUAACCCGAUGAAAGGACCUUCUCUCGACAGCGAGCCCAUGCUGGCCAUCAAUGUCGUUGAGACGCUGAUCAAUGAUGUGGAAUCAAUGUGUUUGGUCCCGGACAACUUCGUCGACGUUCUCAAUGACCCGACAUACAAGGAAGGAAAGGAUAGUGAUAUUACCACCAAGGAGAUCCUGAAGCGCUAUGGUGGCAGGGUGAACGGCGGUCACGGCGUCCUUGGCGACGCCAGCGACAUGAAUCCAACCAGGCCUCUCGCUAGAAGGGUAGAGACCGAUCCCGAGGCGACCCGGCCGCCCGGCUGGCAGGAACCCAACGCCUCUUUCUCCCAGCCCCCGAACCCAAGCACACCGCCUAGGUGGCGGAACCCGGACGAGACACAGCAACCAGCGUAUGGCAGCUCCUUCGAGGGGUCUGAUUCGGACAACAAUCACCAGCGACGGUCGUAUCACGGGCGGCCGAACAACUCGGUCGGUGUUGGCGGUACGGGGUAG